This is a messenger RNA of Carica papaya (papaya), 1582 nucleotides long. Its product is annotated as PLC-like phosphodiesterases superfamily protein. Gene Ontology annotation, molecular function: phosphoric diester hydrolase activity. NCBI's taxonomy places the organism in Eukaryota, Viridiplantae, Streptophyta, Magnoliopsida, Brassicales, Caricaceae. The record is from RefSeq and is a predicted model, not a curated record. Gene Ontology annotation, biological process: lipid metabolic process.
CUCCUCUAAUAAAACUUCCCGCUACCUGACAAACGAUUCGGCAUCUCCCUCCCCGUUCCAAACUCGAACAGGUUUGCCUUCGUAAAUCUCUUCUUUCUCUAAAGCAAGAAAAGGAAGAGAAAAAUUCUCCAAAAUGAAGAGAUUCAAUCUUUCAGUUAAUCGUCCUCUCUCUGUCCUGCUCACCACGCUUUGUUUUUUCUCCUCCGCUUCCAGUCUCAAGAUCGGAGAAACGUGUUCUUCUACAAGUAGUGCAUGCGACGCCGGUUUAACUUGCCAAACUUGCCCGAUAAGUGGAAAUACCCGACCCAGAUGCACCCGGAUCCAGCCGCUGAACCCGACGUCAAAAGUCAAUGGUUUGCCAUUCAACAAGUAUUCAUGGCUAACUACCCACAACUCGUAUGCUAUCAGAGGGUCAAAACCUGCUGUUGGACCCGUGCUUAUCUCCCCGACUAACCAGGAGGACUCUGUUACGAGUCAACUCAAGAAUGGCGUUCGAGGACUUAUGCUGGACAUGUAUGAUUUUGAAAAUGACAUCUGGUUGUGUCAUUCCACUGGUGGCAAGUGCUAUAAUUUGACAGCAUUUCAACCUGCAAUUAAUGUGCUCAAGGAGAUCUCUGUGUUUCUGGAAGCAAACCCAUCAGAGAUUGUUACCAUCUUUAUCGAGGAUUACGUGGCAUCCCCACAGGGUUUGACCAAAGUUUUCGAUGCAGCUGGUCUCAGAAAAUUCUGGUUUCCAGUGUCAGCGAUGCCUAAAAACGGUGGAGAUUGGCCAACAGUGGAUGAUAUGGUCAAACAAAAUCAACGCUUGGUAGUGUUCACUUCUAAAUCAGCUAAAGAGGCUUCUGAAGGGAUUGCUUAUCAGUGGAACUAUGUGGUAGAAAGUCAAUAUGGUAAUGAAGGAAUGACAGCUGGUUCUUGUUCAAAUCGUGAUGAAUCAUCUCCUAUGAAUACAAAAUCUAGGUCCCUGGUUCUCCAGAAUUACUUUCCUACUGAUCCUAAUAUAACAGUAGCUUGUUCUGACAAUUCGGCUCCGCUAAUUAGCAUGAUAAAGACUUGCCAUAAAGCAGCUGGCGAAAGAUGGCCAAACUUCAUCGCUGUUGAUUUUUACCAGAAAAGCGAUGGUGGAGGAGCCCCAGAAGCCACAGAUGAAGCAAAUGGUCAUCUUACAUGUGGAUGCGAUAGUAUAGCCUAUUGCAAGGCCAAUGCUACAUUCGGAUCCUGUGACGUUCCCCCAAUUUCACCCCCUCCACCUGCUGCUGAGGCCGUUACACAAAGUCCGCCAGAAACUCCGGCAAAUACAGGUCUUCUCAGUAGCAGACCAGUCCUAAAAUGGUCUUUGCUGGGGACAAUUAUUGCCAAAUCUUUUCUCUUAUAGUUAUAGUUCCUAUAAACCACGUCUUUUUUUAUUAUCGGUCAUAUUUUUUACUAAUUUUCUUGUUUUUACCUCGUUUGGGUCACAGAAAAUUUUUUUUUUCUUCUCUAGUUCUUGUAAAAUCUCGAUAAUCUUGGUUCAUAUGGGAUUCAGCUGCUCACAGCCUUCUUGUUUCAUAUAAACUAUGGAGUGCAGUUUUGUUCGUUUGAA